GCAUGGUCACAUGAUUUUGCUGGAAAUUGCCUUUACGGAACUUGGUUUCUGUUUACACAAGGGAGAUAUUUCACUUGGUGAAUCUCAAAGUGACGGUGAACCAUGCUGCAGCCCUUUCUACUCACCCUCAGCCUGUUACCAUGGAUCCCAGCUUUCCUCUGUGGGAUAACCUACGAAGAAGAGCUCUCAGUCAUGGAAGGUCAAAACCUCACUAUCCCGUGUCAUUAUGAGCCCCAGUAUGCCAGCUAUGUAAAAUACUGGAGCCGGGGCAAGACGAGGGAGUUCUGCACCAGCCUAGCUCGGACCGAUGAGUCCCCUUCUGCCAAUCCAUCUGAGAAGAAAGUGAGACUUUUUGACGACCCAGUGCAGCAGGUGUUCACUGUGACGAUGAGCAACCUGAAGGAGCAGGACUCUGGGUGGUACAUGUGUGGCGUGGAGAUAGGCAGCAUUUGGAGGGCUGAUGUUGUCACCUACAAAAACAUCAAGGUCAUUCAUGGUAUGACAGUAGAGAACAGCCGCCUGAGUGGGGAAGAAGGGAGUAGUGUCACAGUUGAAUGCCAAUACAGCGAGAGAUACAGAGACAGUGAGAAGAAGUGGUGUCGGAGUGGAGACUGGAGCUCCUGUCUGUCGGCAGGUUCUGAAGGGAGCUAUGAAGAUUCUUCAGUGGACAUCAAAGAUGACAGAUCUGGGUCUUUCACUAUAACCCUUAAGAAGCUUCAGAUGAGACAUACAGGCUGGUACUGGUGCUCUGCGGGACUUCAGAAGAUGCCUGUGCUUGUGCAGGUCAAACCACGACCCAUGACUACAGCGUUGUCUGUGACAUCCCCUCCUCAGACUGUUGUAAAUCCUUUUCCACACAAACCCAUCACUAAGGAGUCUUGGAGCGGUUACAGACACAUCUUGGGGUCCUUGCUGGUGUGUGUUUUUUUUAUCCUUGUGGGCUUGGCCAUAUUGGCGAGAAAGUGGUGGAAACGGCACAAGCAGGGUCCUGUGCGGAGACAACUUAAGGAGAUGGACGCAAGGCGAAAUGAGUACUCCGAUGUGGGUGACCUGCAAAAUGCUACUGCCAUUUUCCUUAACAAGGACUCCCAGGACGUAAUUAUGUACUGAGCUUCGUCAGUGCAGUGUUUUAUAACUGCUCUUUAUGCUGAAUGUAUUUUCUUGUUACUUCACUGCGCAGCGCAGAUGCUUUGUUUUGAAUAUCUUUUUUCUUUUAUGCCAGCCCAUUUAAAGGCAAGUAUUAAUAUAUUUUGUCAGAUGUACCUACAGUACCACUAACAAACCUGGGGUGAUGUAUAAUGUAUUAUCAUAUCCUUUGUUGGACUGUAAGGGACUUUUGCAGAUGUGGGAGCAUUUUACAGUUUAAUAUUUCACAUGGUAUUUUUUGACUAAUUUCAGUUGAUUUGAAAGUUUUAGUUUUUACAGUAUUAAAUACAAUAAAACCAAUAAAUAACUAUUUUGAUUGAA
Molecule: messenger RNA, 1467 nt
Organism: Eleginops maclovinus (Patagonian blennie)
Lineage: Eukaryota; Metazoa; Chordata; Actinopteri; Perciformes; Eleginopidae
Gene: pigr
Product: polymeric immunoglobulin receptor
Exons: 8
Coding region: 103-1110 (335 amino acids)
Cellular component (GO): plasma membrane
Molecular function (GO): transmembrane signaling receptor activity
Source: RefSeq, a predicted model, not a curated record